GAGCUGAUGACCUUGCAUAAGGGGAGGGGAGGAGCAAGAGGGAGAAGCAGGGAAAGAGAAACUUGCUCGCACCUCCGAGGCAGAGGAAGGCAGGUCCCAUAGACACCCCCCAGCCAUGCAGACUUUGAGGCUGCCCCCCAAGUUCUGCUGGAGCCUCCUGCGGCUGAGCAGCCCCCCAAGGUCUGGUGGGCUCCCGGCUUUGACGUACCCUCCUCCUCAUCCAAAUGGAAGGAGACUCUAUGCUACGCAGACGGCGGAGGCCGUGCUGGAUAAAUCGAGUGCGAAGUCCAACGCAGUUUCCCAAGCGAUACCGGAAAAGAAACCUUUAAUUGCAGAGUCGAAGUCAUUUGCUGUUGGGAUGUUCAAGGGCCAGGUCAACACAGAACAAGUCUUCCCUUAUCCUUCAGUUCUAAAUGAAGAUCAGGCCCAGACACUGAGAGAGCUGGUGGGACCCGUCUCUCGGUUCUUUGAGGAGGUGAACGACCCGGCCAAAAAUGAUGCACUGGAGAAGGUGGAGGACAAGACCAUGGAAGGCCUCAAGGAGCUCGGAGCUUUUGGCUUGCAAAUCCCCGUCGAGCUCGGGGGGCUGGGGCUCAGCAACACCCAGUAUGCGCGAAUGGUGGAGAUCGUUGGCAUGCACGACCUAGGGGUGGGCAUCACCUUGGGGGCCCACCAGUCGAUCGGGUUUAAGGGCAUCCUCCUCUAUGGCACCAAGGAGCAGAAGGAAAAGUACCUCCCCAAACUGGCAACAGGUGAGACCAUUGCUGCGUACUGCCUGACGGAGCCCACUAGCGGCUCGGAUGCGGCUUCCAUCCGUUCCACGGCUGAGCUCAGCCCCUGCGGCACUUACUACACUCUCAACGGGAGCAAGAUUUGGAUCAGCAAUGGCGGCCUUGCGGAUAUAUUCACCGUUUUCGCAAAAACGAAGAUAAGGGAUGAGGCGACCGGGGAAGUGAAGGACAAGAUCACGGCCUUCAUAGUGGAGCGGGCCUUUGGGGGCGUCACGCGCGGACCCCCGGAGAAGAAGAUGGGCAUCAAGGCGUCCAACACUGCCGAGGUUCACUUUGACGGGUGCCGGGUCCCUGUCGAGAAUGUCAUAGGGGCCCCCGGCUCUGGGUUCAAGGUGGCCAUGAAUAUCCUGAACAACGGGCGGUUUGGCAUGGCUGCUGCCAUGGCCGGCACCAUACGGGGGCUGAUCAUCAAAGCGGUGAACUAUGCAGCAAACAGGACCCAGUUUGGAGACAAAAUCCACAACUUCGAGGGAAUUCAGGAGAAACUGGCUCGCAUGGCAGUUCUACAGUACGUGACAGAGUCCAUGGCGUACAUGAUCAGCGCGAAUAUGGACCAAGGGGCAACCGACUUCCAGAUCGAGGCGGCCAUCAGCAAAAUCUUUGGCUCGGAGGCUGCUUGGACUGUUGCAGACGAGUGCAUCCAGGUCAUGGGCGGAAUGGGCUUCAUGAAGGAUGCCGGAGUGGAACGUGUGCUGCGUGACUUGAGAGUGUUCCGGAUCUUUGAGGGAACCAAUGACAUCCUGCGGCUGUUUGUCGCGCUCAAUGGAUUUCAGAACGCCGGGAACGAGCUCCGCGGGUUACAGCGCGCCAUCAAGAAUCCUCUUGGAAACGCUGGGCUCAUCGUCAGCGAGGUUGGGAAGCGAGUCCGCAGGAAAGCCGGUUUAGGAACGGGGAUAACCUUGAAGUCCGUAGUGCACCCAAGUCUGGACUCCAGUGGUGAGCGGGCAGUACGGGCAAUCGAUCUUUUUGGUGCUGUUGUGGAAGAGAAGAUUCUGAAACACGGCAAAAAGAUUAUUGAUGAACAAUUUGUGUUGAAACGCAUCGCUGACAGUGCAAUUGAUUUGUACGGCAUGGUUGUGGUGCUCUCCAGGGCAUCCCGGUCCCUGGAGCGUGGAGAACCCACAGCCCAGCAUGAGAAGAUGCUUUGCGACACCUGGUGCAUUGAGGCCUACGACCGCAUCACUCAGAACCUGACCUCCCUGCGUUCCGACAACACACGCCACUUCUUCAGGAACCUCCGGGGCAUCUCCAAAGCGUUGGUGGAGAACGAAGGGGUGGUUUCCCACAACCCUCUGGGCAUCUGAGACGUGCCAGCCGUUCCUGGAGCUGUCUCCUACACCCUCUUUGCCCCCACCCUAAGAGAUGUAACGAUUAGAGCCUGCAGAUUCAGAAAGGAGGGGGUUCAACCGUCCGUAGCUCAUUCCCCCUCCCAAGAGAAAUAUACCUCUUUGCUUUAUAAAUGCCUUAACGGACUCCUGUUUGUUUUGGCAGGGUACGUGAAUACUAGAGUACGAUCGCAGAAUUGUAGAGUUGGAAGGGACAUCCACUCCAACCCCCUGCAAUGCAGGAAUCUCAGCUAUUCUUGUGCUCAGGUAGUAGGUAGAAUUUUGAAGGAGUGGGGAAAGGCUUUCAUUUGAAUUCUGUAUUUGGCUUCCUUUGAGAGAGUGGCAAAUCUUCCCCUCCACGCAUGCGCACCGUGACCUUAGCGAAGACUCUUCUCCCGUCCCCAGUGCAAUUAUCAUAAAUUCUGAGGUCAGAAUUCUCUGAAUUGCAAAAGGGGACCAGACUCCUAAAUCCAGCUGCUUGCCUAUUUCAUUGGCGUCCCAGAAUUCACGAGCCACUUGAGUUGGAAAGUUUAGCUAUAAAUCAGCGCCGUGUAUAAAGCCCUCUGCCUCUGAUUGCUGUAUUUUCUGCGGGAGAAAAAAAACCUAUUAAAUUGCAUCGACAAAUCUGGAGAGCUGCUGAAGUGGGAUAGAUUUUUCAGAGAAGCUGUCCAGUGUAAUGCACGUGUUGACAUCGGAAGAGCCCUGCGGCUGGAUCCGGCCCACCUAAUCCAGCGUUCUGUUCUCACAGCGGCCAACCAGGUUCCCCUGUGGGAAUCCCAGAAGCAGAACCUGAAUGCAAACAUGCUUUUGCCACUUGUGAUUCCCAACAACUGGUGUUCGAAAGGAUACUGCCUCCGAUGGUGCAGUUAGAGCAUAAGAAGAGCCUGGUUGCUGGAUCAGGCCAAUGGCCCAUCUAGUCCAACGUCCUUUUCUCACGGUGGCCAGCCAGGUGCCCCAGCAGGCAGGGCCUGAAUGCAACAGCAGUGCUGGCCCCAUUUUGUGACUCCCAGCAGCUGCCUCCAACCGUGCAUGUAGAUAGAACAUAAACCAUUGUGGUUAGCGGCCGUUUGAGAGCCUUUACAUCCAGGAGUUUGUCUUGUCCUCCUGUAAAGCCAUCGUAGUUUGUGGCCACCCGCUACCUCCUUGUGGGAACGAACUCUGCAGUUUAACUUAGGUUAAAUGAGAAUUUCCUUUUAUCCGUCUUGAAUCUUCCAAGUGUUGAUUUAAAAAUAGUCGCUGACACACACGCAGCAAAUUACAGAAAGUGGAAGGCAGCACAUCGGAGAGUAGAGCAUGGGUUUUUAGUACCCAGUCUGCAAGGCUUUUUACAGAAAAAGGGGGCGGGGAACGUUUAUAGUGGCAGAGGAAAACACGUCUUGCCAACUGGGCAGUUUCUGUGACGUUCCUGGGGUGGAAGGGAUUUGAGCCAUUGGGGGAAAGGAUUGUAAAAUAAGUAGCAGAAGUGCCCUCAUCCCACCCAAAAUGCCAAGUCUUGCAUCUUUGGUUGUAUAACAUACACAUCUUGGCCUCCGGGUGCUCACUUAACUGCUUACCUCUCUUUCUCAGCCAAAAUUGGGUUGGAGUUUGGCACUUGUUGGAAGUAAGAGUCUUGGAAUUUAAGUUUGAUGUCGCCCAAGUCAUUUGAAGGGGGGGGGGAUUUGAAGUUGUCACAGUUGAAAUGCAAUGUUGGGGGAGUGGGCCAUCCCAAGCAACUUUUUCCCCCUUUUGGAUCUGCUGUACUAAUGAUUGUUGUCAACAUUCCCACUUAUGGAUGCUAUCUGAUUGUGUUUUAUGAACAGUGUUAUUAAACAUGUGAAACUGA
Molecule: messenger RNA, 3938 nt
Organism: Podarcis muralis (Common wall lizard)
Lineage: Eukaryota; Metazoa; Chordata; Lepidosauria; Squamata; Lacertidae
Gene: ACADVL
Product: acyl-CoA dehydrogenase very long chain
Molecular function (GO): fatty-acyl-CoA binding; very-long-chain fatty acyl-CoA dehydrogenase activity; flavin adenine dinucleotide binding
Source: RefSeq, a predicted model, not a curated record